Molecule: messenger RNA, 486 nt
Organism: Saitoella complicata NRRL Y-17804
Lineage: Eukaryota; Fungi; Ascomycota; Saitoellomycetes; Saitoellales; Saitoellaceae
Product: DUF1690-domain-containing protein
Exons: 4
Coding region: 1-486 (161 amino acids)
Source: RefSeq, a predicted model, not a curated record
AUGGAGCAUGCUCAGGCGCAUAAGGAGGUUGUCAUUGUCAACAGCCAGGUCCCUGUUCGAUUCUCUAACUCCUUAGUAAACCACCUCGAAACAUCAAAAGAGUCCAACACUACCCGAUCCGCUUCCCUUGAGCAACAUAUCCAAGAGCGGGUUCAGUCCGAGCUCGAGAGGCUUCGGGAACGUGAGGCCGAGGUUCUCGAGCGAGUGACUGCCGAGCUGACCCAGAAGAACAUCGAGACUGAGAAGAGCCAGGAUGCUGGAUUGAGCAGUGUCAUCGUCGAGAGUGACAUCGAGGCUCUGCGAAAGAAGUUCCAGAGCGGACCCAAGCUUAAGGAGGUUGAUGCGAAUGCCAAGGCUGCCAGGGAGGCUGUCGUUGCAUGCUUCAAGGCACACGAAGGGAGAAGCUUGGACUGUUGGUCGGAGGUUGAGGCUUUCAAGAGCGAGGUGAAGCGAUUGGAGACCGAGUUCGUGGCUUCCAACCAGUGA